Molecule: messenger RNA, 3678 nt
Organism: Schistosoma margrebowiei
Lineage: Eukaryota; Metazoa; Platyhelminthes; Trematoda; Strigeidida; Schistosomatidae
Source: the annotation of a GenBank genome assembly
GUUCGUAGUCAGCGGGCAUGUGUAGGUCAAUAGUGUCAUGCCAGGUGAUUAAUUGUUUUUGUCGAUCACUUCUUAUGCUAACUAAUCCGAUAAAUCUAGUUAUUAACCAUUUUUACAUUGAUGUUUCAAGUUCAAAUCAAUCUUUAUUUUAAUCCUGUUUCGAUAAUCUAUCCAUAAUAUAUCCACUUAGUUAAUGUUUUGGUAGUUAUUCACCAAAUAAUCGACAAAACUAUUGUACACCUAGGACAUGUUCAUCAACAAAUCACAUGUUCUAGUCAUGCCAGCAGUUAUCCAACUCCUACAAUUUAUUCAUCAUUUCUAUUUUGAUUGUGUAUAGUUCAAUCAUCAAAUCUAUUCAAGAAAGAAGCUUUCACUUACUGUAACAACCAAAAGUAAAUCUUUCUCACUGCGUCAUCAUCGAUAGUUUGAAGUCUGUUUUAGGGAAAAGUUUUUCCAGAAUAUUCAUGUCAUUUUGAUUAAUUAUGGGCUAUUACCUUAACUUCUGACAAAUUGUGAAAAUUAUCCACUAACCACUGUAUGGCAUCUUCUAUAUUAAACAUUCUUCCCACAACAUAAACCAACAGUUAUACUGCUGUUUCCAUAACUAAUCAUCCUCAUCGAAACCAUAUUUAUUUUUGUGCAUAUUCACUGUUCGUUGCAAAAAUUUUAUGAUUAUCAGGUAUAUUCUUUUUUUACCUAUCGUCAAUUCUGUGUAUCAUUAAUAACCAGUUCUUUCCAAUAUUGACCAUAAUUAUAAUCUCUUUACUCUUCAGUUAGUUAUUUAUCUUAUUCCAAUUUUUCAAUUACAAUGAAUCCGUCUACCAGUGUACCUUUAAAUGUGCUGUCAGGAUAUACUGAUAAUAUUAAUCAUACUAUUCGAGAGGUAAUUGAUAAUGAUUAUUAUGAAAUCAACGGUUUGCUCGAUCCAUUUAAGAACGGGACGCAAAACAAUGUGCAACAACAUAGUGAUGAACUGUACAUUCAAAGGUCGAUGGAUGAUGGUUUAGACGAAACGACUAGUGUAAAUUUACAAAUGAUACAAGCCGAUCAGGACUCAUCGUUUAUACAAUCUUCGGAGUCAGACAUCGAAUUGCAUAAUCUAGAGGAAUUAUUGGCGCGAACAUCAAUUAGUGAUGUUUACGUAGGACCUGUUAAAAACAAUGAUGGUAAAAUCAUCCCUUUAGAUGUUGAACGUCGCGCAAUUCUCAAUAAUAGUCUGGCAUCAUUGCCAUAUUCUUCAACAUCCCUUGCUUUUUCUCCACCUGGUAUACAAAUUAUAACAGAAAUGUGGACUACAUUUCUACGAGAUCGUUUGAGUCAUUGUAAUAGCCGUAUACACAGUAUGUCUGUAGAUAAUCUACGCACCUGUCUAUAUGAUCAUAGCUUAAAUCAAUUGGGAAGCACUACCGUAUUAAAACGUCGUUUACAAGAGUUUGUGCGACGAGCGCGCGUAGCACAAUCAAUUGAUCACAAUAUUGAAAUCCAAAUCAGUGAUGAUGAAGGAGAUGAUAAUGAGAAUAGCGGUUUCAACUACGGUGGUCAUGAUAGUGUUCUUGGCGAAGUGAAUUUAAACUCUCCAAUAAUUAACAAUUGUGGUAAUGAUAGACGCAGACUGAGAAAUCUAUCAGUUACAACGACGACAAAACUACUAAAACCUGUUAUAUUGACACCAGAUACAUUCUAUGACUACUUAUUAAUUAUUGACCUGGAAGCCACUUGUGAAUCGAAAGAGAAAAUAACCACUGAUACCGACUAUCCACAUGAAAUCAUUGAAUUUCCCAUAUUACUAUAUAGUACAAGGUUACGUAAGUGCGUCAGUGUAUUUCAUGCUUAUUGUAAGCCAAGAUUACACCCAGACCUUAGCGAGUUUUGUACAGAUCUAACACAGAUUCAACAAAUCCAAGUAGAUAACGCCCAACCAUUUCCUCAUGUUUUGUUACAGAUUGAAGAAUGGCUGUUCAAAAAACAUAAACUGGCCAACAAGAGAUGUGCCAUUGUAUGUGAUUGCAGUGCAGAUAUGAGUAAAUUUAUGCGUAUUCAAUGUCGUCUGGCUAACAUAUCUAUACCUAGUUGGGCCAAUAUAUGGAUUAACUUGACCAAAUCAUUUCGCGCUUUCUAUAAGUUUCCAUCACGCUAUCGUAUAACAUUGAAUGUUAUGUUACAUGAUUUGGGUUUGUCUUUUGUUGGUCAGCGGCAUCGUGGUUUAGAUGAUGCUAUUAAUAUACUACGUAUCGUACGUGUAUUAUUGUCUGAUGGGUGUUUGCUACGUGUCAAUGAACGUAUUGAUUUUGAUAGACCUCCUUCUUUUGUCUCCUCUGUACCAAGGCAUGUGACCCAGGUCACAUCAGGUUUGAUGGGGAGCAAACUGGUUUUACUAUCACCAUCUCCACGAAAAAACAAAUCAAACAGUACCGGGAUUGGUCGUCACAAUCGUACUGUUGGAAACAAACACGUAACUUCAAGUGAUCUUGACGACAGCAAUCGAGAAUCGUUAUUAUGGUUAGCCAGUAUUCAGAAAACUCGGAUAAAUAGAGAUAAUUAAGCAUGUUCAAAUUUUCAUAUUUCGUUUACGCUCUUUCAAAGUAUAGCGUAGUAGAUAUCUCCUUUUUCAUUUGUAACUUUUGUUUCUAUCUUUAUGCAUAACUAACUCUUAUGUCCUAAUGUAUGCUUAUUUUGACUGCUUUCUAUGAUUCAAGUACUAUAAAUAUACUGCACAGAAAUAUAUACAGUUGCAAACUGGUAAAAUGACCAGAAAUUAAGUAACCUAUUCGAUUGAAUUAUUUACCCCUAAAUAUCUAUAAAAAAUAAUUGUGUGGAGAUUUAUUUUUCAUGUGUUUAUGAUUUCUUCCUCUAAUCUUAUGUUUUAUUCUCAGCUUCCUACCAAAAAGCCUGUAUGAUUGAUUGUCUCAGUUAAAAGGGAACGAUGAUGAUAAAAUAGUUAACCAAACUUCUAUUGUUUUUGGUUGUCUGCUUUCUAUCAGUUUUCUUUUAACGUUAAAUUACAACAAUGUGUAAGCUUAAUUAUUUUUGCUGUAUUAAAAAAAAAUUCAGGUUUUAUUCUGUAUACAAGAAUUUUGUGAUGGUCUAUGGAUUAAUGUCACAAAAUCCUUUCUUCCUAUACUCUUUAUUCGCUUGUAUUAGUCUCUUUUAUUUAGAACAUUUUGUUUCAAUAGUUUUAUUAUGAACUGAUGCGAUGUAAUAUAAAUUAAUUGAAUUAUCUAUAAUAAUGAUUGUUCAUUGAUACGUUCCCUUUGACUGCAGCUAUCACGAAUAAUUCAAAUAGAAAUUCAUUUGUACAUAGUUCCAAUUUUUCUAGUAGUAUGUUCUUUACACAUUGAGCGAUCAGUUAUAACUUAAAAGGUUUUAUUUUGAGAUUGGAAGAAUUCUGUUGUGAUGAGAUACAUUUCCUUAUAUUUCAGGUCACGACUACAAUUAACGGUAUUAUUUCUGAUUAAAUAUAAACCGCACAAUCGUUUAAUUGGUAUUGUAUUGCACAAGACACCAUACAACUUGAUACGUAUAGUGAAAGUGUGAUUGGUUGCUAAGCGCGGACAGACAGGUAUUUAGCCUAAUUAACUAUUAAAUAUGUGAUUCCCUUCCCUCCCAUUGAUCUCUAUUCCAGACUCACCGAGUUUCACUGCUUGUAACUACGUUGAAUAAAUUAUUACCUAGUAUUAA